Molecule: messenger RNA, 7591 nt
Organism: Anopheles coluzzii
Lineage: Eukaryota; Metazoa; Arthropoda; Insecta; Diptera; Culicidae
Gene: SKIP
Exons: 18
Coding region: 645-4349 (1234 amino acids)
Molecular function (GO): protein binding
Source: RefSeq, a predicted model, not a curated record
AGCGGUCGGCGGUGAGAAUUUGGCGCAGCGAUAGAAAACGGUGCAGCAUACCACAGCAUAACCCAGCAUAACACGUCAGUUCUCUCUGAUCUCUGGCAGCGUGCAGACGUGCGGUGUGCCCGUUAUCGCGAACCGAUGAAAAGUGUUCGCGAUCGACCAGCUCGUGAUUGAUGAAUAGCGCAAUAACCCAGCAGGAGGAAAAACAAAACGCGAACGCCUACAGCGGAAGGAGUCCAGAAGCACGAAAGUGAAGCUUUUUGCGUAAGUGAAGUGCAAGUGUUGUGUGUGUGUGUGCGUGUGGGAGGGCGAAGUGGCGCGCGCGGAGUGUUGUAGGUGUUUAUUAGUAAAGUGUUGCGUUGCGUGCGUGUGUGUAGGUGCAGGGCGCGCAUGGAAGUGUAGCAAGGGGUUGGUGUGUAGAGGGUGAACGUAAGCGCGGCGUGUUUCGAAAGUAAAGCUUGCAGCACAACAUAUUAUUUUCACAACAAAAAAAUCAUACCUUAUCGAGGUAUUGUGUGCGGUGCGGGUUUGUCCGUUCUUAUGUGUGUGUGUGAGUGGUGAAAAUUUGGCCUCGACUCGGAAAGCGCCCUCGACUCCUCACACCGACAAAAAAAAAACAACCGCAAGCGGAAGGUACUGGCCACAGGAUGGCGGUGAGCAACAUCGUGUGCGAGUGGUUGCGCGCCCUCGGGCUGGGCCAGUACGCGGAAAGCUUCCUCGACAAUGGGUACGACGAUCUGGAGAUCUGCAAGCAGGUCGGCGAUCCCGAUUUGGACGCGAUCGGCGUACAGAAUCCGGCCCACCGGAGCAAGCUGCUCAAGAGCGUGCGGCUGCUGCGCGAGAAGGGUGCGGCCAGCGUCUACUUUCAGCUGAACGACCCGAAAUCGCUGCUCUCCGACAACAGUGACAGUCUGGAGCGGGACAGCUCGCCGCUGAUGCUGAGCGAGCUGGAGGCGCUGCUGCAGGAGCAGCUCAAGGCGGACGGCGUUUGUCUGACGGCACAUCCGUACUCGACACCGGACGGUGCACGGGGCCACCUGGAGGGUCUGGCAUCGGUGUACUGCGAAAUGCUGCUGGCCCCGUUUGGCGAGGUCCUGUCGGCGCUGGAGGAGGCACGACAGCGCGCCUGGUCGGAGCGAAGUCCCCACAGUUCGUCCGGAGGUGGUGGCUUGAUACGGGGACAUCGAGGCAAUUCGUGCCACGGAGGGCUUCCGAACAGCCACAGCCAGCCAAUUUACGUGCCCGGCAAGUAUUCGCCCUCGAGCUGUUUGUCCGAUAAGGAGGAGGACGAAAUUUAUGGGUUCGGGUACGGUGUGUUCGCUCCCAGGGUGGCUAGAACAACCCUCCAGUCACAGCAAGCCCAGCCAGGGCAGCAGCAGCAGCAGCAGCAGCAACAGCAACAGCAGCAGCAGCAGCAACAACAACAGCAGCCACAACAAUCACAAACCUCCGCCAACGUACCUGCCAACAGUGCUGCUGUACAGCAAAGCUGCCUCAGCCCACGCUCAGCGUACUUCUACGAAUUUCCACCGACGGAUGGUCGAGAAACAAGCAAAAAGCGGACAACGUUGGCGAGGCUCUUGAGAGGACUAAAGACUGUAAAUAGGCGUGAUAGAUCGAAUCAAAACACCACCGGCGGCACUGCAACGCAGUCAAGGUCACAGAACGAAAGACUGAGACACUUCCAAAUGAAUGGCGGUGGACCGCAGCCAAGUUUCGAGGAAACCAUACAGAGGCUAAAAAUACAGGAAGCGCUACGGAAGAAGGAAAAGUUUCAACGCGAACACGAAGAGAUACUCCGAGACAUUCGGCAAGGACUGCUGCAGCUAAGCAGGGACUCGAGAGACGACACGUACAUGUACGAUGAUGCGGUAACGAAUGUGAUGCGAAUGCCCCAUCACCAGGGUCACUGGUACGAUGAACCACCGUACGAGAGCGAUCCGGACGACUUCCUAAUGUCCGGCAUGCGACAGAUCGGUGCUGCCGGCUAUGCAGGCGACGGUGGAGGAGGCGGCGAUGGUGGCGGAGGUCCCAGUGCUACCAUACAGGGUGGCCGCGUCUGCUACACCACGAACGGGAGGGAAGGCCCACAGAGUGUGAUAUCGUUGCGGUCCGCGGGUGAUAUUUCCAUACCGCAGCGGGGUCCCCGGCGGGGCCUGAUCGUACCCCAGCAGCCACCGAACCCUCCAACCAUCAUACCCCUCAAACAUGCCCGAUCGCACGAUCGGGAAAGUGGAGAUUAUGCCGGUUCAAUAUCGGAUCUACACAGUGUUACCUCCCGGCUGAGUCAGGUUUCGAUCGGAAUGAAUAACUGCACCGCCCGCUACCGAACGCUCAGUGCGGGUCUGGGCGACGAAUCUCCAUCGCCAUCGCCCACCCCAUCGUCCGAGUACGAUGACAUCCUGCAAGCGAACGCCCUGCAGCUUCAGAAGCAUCUGCACCACCAUCAACAGCUGAAGCGGUUGGACGGUGGUAUGGUCGGCCCGGGGCAACCGGGGUCAACAUCCGGUCUCAUCGGCAGUGCGGCAUCGUGCUUGGUUGGGCCGGCUGGAUCGUCCGCAGCAGUGGCAGCAGCAGCAGCAACCGUUGGCAACAGCUCGGUGGGCAACACGUCCGGCACAGUCGGCGGUAGCAUAGCGCUCGCUUCCGGUGGUGCAUCCGGUGCCAAUCUGCCGUCGGUGCUCGGCGGUACCGGGGGUGCCGGAACGGAUAUCAGCAGUGCAAGCACGAGCAACAGUACCGCCACCACCGGCGGCAGCAGCGGCAACAGUAGCAGCAGUGCCAGCAGCAACAACAGCACCAGUACAAAGAACACCGUCAACAAUCUGAAAAGCCUGAAGGCGGCCAAAAACCGGAACAAUCUAACGUCCUCACUGGCGGCGGCUUCGGCCGCGUCGUCGGCGGCGGCGGUCUCGCACAACAAUAAAAAUUUAAGCAUAAGUCAACAGAUAGCUUUAGUACAUCACUCCAAUGACGCUCGAACAUCGCCAAAAGAUCAUCUGCUGUACGGGGGAAAGGACCGUAGCAAUCGUGACUACAGCAACUGCUUGGAUAGCAUCAGUGACCAAACCUUCCAGCAUUCGGCCAGCUCGGUCGAGAGUUUGCCAAGUGCAUCCGGGUCAAGCACACAAGCGCUGGUUCGGCCUGGCAGCCCGCACAGUUCCCUCUCGGCGGAGGAUCGCACCACGAUGCUGCCGAUCUGUAGGGCGAUCGCACUCGUCGACAGUUGCCCGAGCCCGUACGACAAGGAAGCGUUACGGUUUAAGAAAGGGGACAUAAUCGACGUACUGUCGAUGAACGCGUCCGGCGUUUGGCGAGGCUACGCGAACGGUCGAUUGGGUCACUUCAAGUUCAUUAGUGUUGAGGUGCUGCCCGAUCUGCCCACGACCGGACUGAAGGGAUACGGUGGCAAGCUGGUGAGCCGGCAUCGGUUGCCUACGAGCUGCCCGACGAGCGUCGAGGAGCUGCUGCUCCGAAUCGGCCUCAAGGAGUACACAUCCGUAUUCGUACUCAAUGGGUAUGAGGAUCUGGAGCUGUUCAAGGAGCUGGAACCGUCCGAUUUAGACUACCUUGGCAUUGGCAACACGGAGCAUCGGGCGAAGAUACUCGCCGCCGUUCAGCUGCUGCACGACUUGGACUCAACGUCCGAUGGCGACGUGGCCGGUUCGAGCUCGGAAAACGAUGAAGGCUUGCGGUUGAAUCACGUCGGCGGUCUCGGUGGCAGUGGCGUUGGCAGCGGCAAUGGUAGCAACGGCGGUGGUGGAGACCACCAAACGUCUCCAUUCGGCCGACGGCAUUUUACCCGCGACUCCGGCUGCUACGAAGGCUCGCCGGUACCGUCGUCGCAAGGUUCGCACAAUUCCCAUUCCUACCAGCAGCAGCUGCAUCAUCUUCAACAGCAGCACCAGCAGCAGCUACAAUCGCACAACAACGGUCAACCGUUGCAGCCGUUGCAGCAGCAGCAGCAACCGCACGGCAACAUGGCCACGCUAAUGGGCGCGCAUCAUCAUCACCUUCACCACCAUCACCUGUCCGACAAUGAGACGAACAAUCUCGAUUCGGUGGUGGCCCAGUGCUCGAACGAGAUACUGAAGCGUGUCGAGUCGGCCAGGCGCUACAACGGUACGACCGAGCGCGGCUCGUCCAAAACGAUGAACAGCAGGACGAUGGCAAAGAAGGGCGGCUUGCUGGGCGGUGGUGGCAGCGAUGGUAGCGGUGGCAUGGUGAUGGUUGGCGGGGGCGGUGUUACCGGCGGCAGCAGCGGCGGGGCACUGAGUGAAAAGUCAAGCGACUCGGGUGUUAGCAGCAGCAGCCUCUCGUCCGGACCGGCCAAGGGUAGCGGCGGCCUCUAGCGGCCAGUCCGUGCCGCUAUGAUGACCACGUACGAAGAUGCGACCGUGCGGAUGCUUUCGUGCUGUCCUUCGCUGCUACCGCCGGACCUGUUCGAAGGGGCGGAACGAGGUCUGGCGUCCGACAUCGAGCGGUAAGUGGGUAGAGGUGUGUUGGAGUUGACAGGCAUCGGUAUCGUUCCACCGGCCAAAGUAGGCUGUAUCCUUUUCCGUUGCUGUGUGUAUAUGCAAAGCAACACGCAGCGUAACACGCACAAUCUUAGUUCUAGCAGUGUGUAUACUACCAUAAGUUUCAACCAAGAAAAUGCAUCGCCGAGCGAAGAAUCCGUGCAGUGAUUUAAUGGGAACAUAAAUUCACACAUUCUCUUCCUACCGUUGAGGCUUCCCAUCCACAUGCUCCACACUGCCCAAAGAAGUGUACAGGAAAAGGGGGAGUGAAGCGAGGGCGGUGGUCGUAACGUGAUGAUGAGCGACAGCUUCAAUCAACAAACGAGCUAGUGAAUAGGACGAAAAGGACUGUGGAACACCCACCACGUGGAGAACCCCCAGUGUGAUGUGUGAUGAACGUGUUAGAGUGGAAAAGGGACGCGCAAUAGUGCGUUCGGUGCGUGCAAAGGCAAUGGGAUGAGAGUGCGUGAGUGCGGACAGGUUGGGUGGCACUGGACCGAGUGUAGAAACCGGAUUGUGUGUGUGUGUGUGUAUAUGCGUGUGUGCCAGGCUCGAUAUAUUGUGAUUAGUGAUUGUUAUUGAUGGUUGUUGACGUGCGCGAAUGUGUAUGAAAUACGAAAUAAAAUCAACCCGGAACCGGCAUGAAACGGUCGUGUGGCGGCUAGUAGGUAUGUGACGAGUAAGCGAAUGGGGGAUGGCGGGAUGGGAAUGGAAAUUUUGUGAUAUUUUUGACAAACAGAACCAGACAAACGAACUAACGCGGUAGCAGAACCAGCAUGAACAGAACAGUCAGCACCAAUGCAAUAGCAUUAUUACAUUAAGGGAGCUGGGAUGGAGCAGAAUAAUUGCAAAACAGACAACAAGCGAACAGGCCAACAAAUGCAGAUAGAAGCUGAAAUAGAAAAUAUUGGUAGGUGGGGGUACUGGAGGGGUUGUUGAGUGCGGACGCGACUAGGGUAAAAAAGAAACCAAGAGAAACUAUUCAUUACUACUAGCACGAUUACGCACGUUGUCUAGUUAGGGUUUUGUUGAUAUUAGUUUAUGUGUUAGCUGAUCACUGAUUGCUGUUAUUCAUACGUUGAUUUAAAGCGUAAUAGUGCUUUCGCGCAACGGUUUGCGAGGGCAUUCUUUAUGUAUUACGGAUCGUGGGACGGUUUAUUGAAACAUGCAACAACAACAACAACAACAAAAAACCAAAGUCAUUUGCAACAAUCUUGUCCGGUCGGGGACAGAUCGAGGUGCAAAACAGAGAACGAAUCAAAUUGUGUAAUUAAAACGAUGCGCUUCGAAAACGCGUGUAGUAUGUAUCGAUACGAUUAAACAACAGAGUGGAUGAAAAUUGUACAUUUUAAAACUCUUUGACAUACGGAAAUCAAAGCAAUAGUGUAGCAACAGAGGGAUGUGUGUGAGUGAUUGUGCGUGUGGUUAGAACAAUGAAGUAGGACGAAGCAAUUAGUUCGUCUUGCGAUGAGGUAAUACGCUUCACCUUACCGCAUACCGAUUCGGCCACCGACUCUACCCGACCGGUCCCGAACGGUUCGACCAGCCAGUGGAAGUGGUUAAACAAUCAAAACUUUAGCCAACGAUUACACAACCUUAUCACCGCCUUUCCAUCUUUCUCGACCAGAGUGUACAUAGAUACGUGUAAGCUUUCCUACCGGAUGGGGGGAUUGCAACUGUUUUCAUGGUUAUAUAGUAUAGCAUAAUUUAGCACCUCUGCCCACGUGGCGAACGAUAAGAUCGGUUUGCCGGGAGGGGAAAAGGGUUAAUUGUAAAGCAAAGAGUUCAUCGAGUUAGGACUAAUCGUCGGAGCCUAUGGUCUAGGGUUGCGAAUAAGCAUUCCACACAAGUCACUAUUUUUAAGACAGCUAGCUCGAUCCAAGGCAAUCCGCAAUAUCGUCGCUUUUUCUAUUUCGUCCGAUCCACCUUCCCGAAAAGACCAGAUUGCUCAACCCGCACAGUGGCGGGAGAGGUAGCUUAUGUAAAGACUAAACAAAAAAACGCCCCUUCAAAAGCAACACAUUUUAAUCAUCGUUAUCGGAUAUCCAUAUAAUGAACUGUUUGCUCUUCAAAUGUCGCAUAAAGGAUUACACAAACGGCGCGUACACAGUCCGGCUAAGCACGAGUACGUACGCGAUUGUGUACCGUAGCAAAAUUUGCGAUUGUGCACAAGCAAGUGAUAAUCGAAAGAAUGUAGUAAGAAAGAAUAUCGAUGGGAUAGUAAAAAAAUCUUGGGGGAAAAGAUGAGGAACACGUUGACAAACGAAUAUGAACAUCAUAUCGGAAAUGAAAAAUCUAGCCAAAACCAAACCAAAUCACUUAUUGCAUAGACUAAAUGGAAAUGUUUUAGACAAUGGAAGAAGUAAUGCAAAAUUAUAAAAUUAAAUCGAAAUGAACGAAAACAAUCGCUAACACGAGUAUGCAAAAUUUAAACAUAACGGAAAAAACACACACACACAUUAGACAAUUUGAAUACGUGACCGCUCUCAAAGACACUGGUCAGGGUUUCAUUAAGCAUGUAAUUUAAUAUUUAAAAAUUUUAAAAGUCCAAACUAUGAUACUUCCGAUUGGCGCGUACAACGAAAACGAACGAACAAACAGAGACACAGAGCUAAAUGGGGAGAAAGAAAGCAAAAACGGUUACGAUGUGUGGCUGCCAUUGAGGUUGUGCGGAGUGAGCUUGGAAUAAAUGAAAUAGUAAGCAAUUCUUUUCAUUUCAAUUGACACAAACACACAAUAAGCUUGCUCUCUCCUAUGCACUGUCUGCGUGUGUUGUUGGCUGACUGAAGCAGGACGACGAACGAGGUGAGAUGAGAGUUUGAGAAUUCAAUCAGUACAUGAGGAAGCGAAAGCUAGGACAAGAGCAUCUUAUACAGAUAUUUAUGGAUAGAACCGAGGAAUCAAAUUAUAUUAGCAAAAUAAAUUAACUGCUCUAUGAUGGGGAGGCAAAUAUUGUGGAUAGUGCCAGCAGGGCAAUGGAAUGAAAAGCUCUAGCUAGAAGCACGGCGCCAACAACGAUCAUGCGUUGCGAAGAAAUGGUUGAAAAGUGAAGGAAAUACAAAAUAUAAAAUCAAUUA